AGUUCGGGAGCAAGGAGCCGGCCGUCUCCAGCCGGGGAGGGCGCAUGGCUGGCUCCCUGCAGGCCGCGGGGAAUCCUGGCCGGCGCCUGCGGUGACUGCCUUCUGCGACGCCGGGGAAGCCGAUCUGUUUGUUUUCUGCCUCCAAAAGAAGCAAUGCCAGAAGGUCUCUUGGCCAAUGAUUCUCUUGCAGCAAACCGGACCUCCUCUUCCUCCUCCUCCUCCUCCUCCUGAGAAGUUGCCAUCUCUUCCUAUGUCAGUGGCCACCCGGCCCACAGCCAAUUUGCUCCACUCCCCUCAGAAACCCCUUGGCCUGGGGUCAUCCUUGCCACUCGCCCAAGAUGAAGAACUUGCUACGGUGGUGGAGCAGGACCCAGCCUUGGAGGAACUGUGCAAACCUUUGUGCUGCAGACUUUGUAAUGUCACCUUGAAUUCUGCCCAGCAAGCCCAGGCUCAUUAUCAGGGUAAAAACCAUAGCAAGAAACUUCGAAAUUACUAUGCUGCCAAUAGCUGUCCGGCUCCUGUCAGAAUGAGUAGCUCACUUGAACCAGCCACGCAUCCGGUGGCUUCCCUUCCACCCCAGGGGGCCUCCUCCAAACCGGGUGGCCGAGUGAUCCUGGCCACUGAAAACGACUACUGUAAAUUGUGCGACGCUUCGUUCAGCUCCCCGGCCGUGGCCCAGGCUCACUACCAAGGGAAGAAUCACGCAAAGAGGCUGCGCCUGGCUGAAGCUCAGAACAAUUCAUUCUCGGAUUUGUCAGAAGUGGGCAAGCGGAGGGCGAAGAAGGAAGGGAACGAUUACAAGAUGAUGCAGAACAGAAGAAAUGUGUAUGCUGUCCAGAAUAACACAGGCCCUUAUUUCAACCCACGUUCCCGCCAGCGGAUCCCGCGCGACCUUGCCAUGUGCGUCACCCCCAGCGGCCAGUUCUACUGUUCCAUGUGUAACGCCGGGGCCAGCGAGGAGAUGGAGUUCCGGCAGCACUUGGAGAGCAAACAGCACAAGAGCAAAGUGUCUGAGCAGCGGUACAAGAACGAGAUGGAGAACCUGGGCUAUGUACAAUGAGACAUGAUUCCGGCUCAAUGCUUUCCCCCCGCCACCGAUACGAGAGCACCUUCUCGCUGCCCUCUGCUUACCACGCGUCCUGCUUUUGUGCUCCAUGAUUUUAGGAGCCUCUUCUCCGGUUCGCUCUGUGCUUCUAACCACCU
This is a messenger RNA of Eublepharis macularius, 1203 nucleotides long. RefSeq names its product zinc finger matrin-type 3 (gene ZMAT3). Gene Ontology annotation, molecular function: zinc ion binding; nucleic acid binding. NCBI's taxonomy places the organism in Eukaryota, Metazoa, Chordata, Lepidosauria, Squamata, Eublepharidae. The transcript is spliced from 6 exons. The coding region runs from base 176 to 1060 and encodes 294 amino acids. The record is from RefSeq and is a predicted model, not a curated record.